Moneuplotes crassus is the source of this 460-nucleotide messenger RNA. The record is from the annotation of a GenBank genome assembly. NCBI's taxonomy places the organism in Eukaryota, Ciliophora, Spirotrichea, Euplotida, Euplotidae.
AUGUCCGAUCAAAUAUUGAUGUUUAACAGCCCAGACAACGUUUCUGAUGAAGAAUUGUCAGCUUUAAGAACAAGAAUAUUUAUAUGUAGAAAUGCCCCAAUUACUGUUGCCUCUGGAUUAGCAGGAGGAUAUUUCUUGCUUAACCAAUUCUGGAUUAAGAGAGCAUUCAAUGUUCCAUUUGCUCUUGGACUUGGAGUCUGUGGAUAUUUCUUGACUUACUCUCAUUUCAGCUCUUCUUACAUGAAUAUGAAAUCAACCUUUACAAAAGGGUCAGAUUUCACUAGCAACAGAGUACAGAAAAAAUCUCAUUUCAUUUCUUCUGGGUCCGAUGUUAUGCAAGUAAUUCAUAAAAGGUGGAUCAGAUAUGCUCUAUCUAAUAACUACUUUGUUGACCAGAAAUAUGAACAUGGCAGAGGUGAGAUACACCUAGAGAAGCCCAACAGACCUUACUAAGUUAUUG